AUCAAUCGUUUGGGGUCGAAAUCAACAGAAUCGAGUCAACAGUCCUAGUGAACUAGUCUUCUAGGAGGUUGUGUGGUUUUUAAGAAAACGAAAUAAAUAAAAAAAUGAGGCUGAUUAUCUUUUUGGGAGCUUUAGCCUUCGUGGCAGCACAACAUCAUCAACAACCGUAUUACGGUCCACAACAUAUCCCAGUUAUUCAAAAUGGUGUCCCGGUAGAACCUCCGGCUGUACAAGCCGCUCGUGCAGCUCAUCUUUCAGCUUACACUGGAGCCGGUGCACACGCAGCUCCUUAUGCUGGAGCCGGAAACAACCAAUGGAAUGGAAAUAACCAAUACAAUGGAAAUAACAACUACGAUAAUCCAGCUCCACAACAAGGAAGAUGGACGCCACCAGCUUACCAAACCAGCCACGAAGCUCCAAGAAUUGGUCAAGAUGGGCAACCCCUUGACACUCCUGAAGUUCAAGCUGCCAAAGCUAACCUUGCAGCAGCUUACGGUCAACAACAUGCCGCCCUUGGACAAGCCUACUCCGCCGCCCAACCUGCAGGACAUUACGGUGGUGGACACUAUCGUAAAAGACGUAGCGUUUAUGGUGGAUAUGGAGGUUAUGGUGGAUAUGCUGCUCACGCUGUCCCACAAAUUGGACCAAAUGGUGUUCCAGUAGAUACCCCUGAAGUUCAACACGCCAAAGCUGCCCAUUUUGCUGCUGUUGCCGAAGCUACUUCUAGAGCUGGAGCUGGUGGAUACGAUGGUGGUUACGAUGAUGGAUCAUAUGAUGGAAGAUACGACGAUGGUGCUUAUGACGGUAGAUACGAUGGAGGAUACGGUGGAGGAUACGGGGGAGGAUAUGGAGGAAGUGGAGGAAGUGGACACGCUGUUUGGAAUGGACCAAUUCAUAUCCCUGUUAUUGGACCACAAGGUGUACCUAUUGAUACCCCAGCUGUUCAACAUGCAAGGGCUGCUCAUUUAGCCGCCAUUCAUGCUGAAGGUGCAAGAGCAGGACACGGAUACGGCUAUGGACAUUAUUAAAAAAAAUGGAUGCUUCAUUGGAUCGAGUCAGUUAUCAUUUAUCAGUCAAUCCUUCUUGAGUUCUCUCCGAUUUAGCUUUUAAAUCGAUCCGCCCCCAAUGAUAAAGGGCCUAAAUUCAGGAUCGAUUUAAACGCCAUAAAUCAAUAAUACACAUCGACGAGUCGUUACCACUUACUAUUACCUUUUUUUAUUAUAACGAUAUGCGUAAUUGUAAAUAAGUUAUUUUAAUAAAUUUUAUACGAUUUAUCAUAA
Molecule: messenger RNA, 1280 nt
Organism: Onthophagus taurus
Lineage: Eukaryota; Metazoa; Arthropoda; Insecta; Coleoptera; Scarabaeidae
Source: RefSeq, a predicted model, not a curated record